Molecule: messenger RNA, 954 nt
Organism: Rhipicephalus microplus (southern cattle tick)
Lineage: Eukaryota; Metazoa; Arthropoda; Arachnida; Ixodida; Ixodidae
Product: nucleolar protein dao-5-like
Source: RefSeq, a predicted model, not a curated record
AUGUGCACCACCCCGUGGUGCGCACGGUGCCAGCAGUGGGGGCAUCCCACCUGCGACGCCCCUUGCAAGCGCUGCGGCGGGAAUCACCCUCCACACCUUUGCAAGCAAAGGCUGUAUUCGAAGGCAGCCACGCGGCCCAGUGUGCCACAGGUCGCGCCUCCGGUCGUGGUUAGUGCAGAGGGUCAGGGCACCCCAGCGCCUACAAUCUCGGACAAAGGGGAACAGGGCAAAGCCCUUGAGGCCGCACCAGGAGAAGCCGAGGUGAAAAAAAGCGACAAGAAGGAGCCAGAACCUGUCGAGGCCCCUCUGACCGCGUCGAAAAAGCCGGCGCAAUGCGCCGACACACACGUGCAAACACAGAAGGAGCCAAAACCCGUCGAGGCCCCUCUGACCGCUUCUAAGAAGCCGGCGCCACGCGCCAAAACACCCGUGCAAACACAGAAGGAGCCAAAACCCAUCGAGGCCCCUCGGAGCGCUUCUAAGAAGCUGGCGCCACGCGCCAAAACACCCGUGCAAACACAGAAGGAGCCAAAACCCAUCGAGGCCCCUCGGAGCGCUUUGAAAAAGCCAGCGCCAUGCGCCAAAACACCAGUGCAAGCACAAAAACGUUCCCAGGCGCAGAAAAAGAAGGAGGAGGCUCGCCCCUCAUCUCCUAAACAGGCAGCGCUACCCGCUGCCCCCUCUCCCCGCGAUGGCAAGAAGCCUUUUCCCUCAGUUGUCAAGAGGCGAGGCAGGUCACCUGGUCGCCGCAAGCGCGGCAGCAGUCGAGCACGGGCAGCGGCGGCCGCGAGCGCAAGGUCAACGUCCUCGUCCGAUUCUAGAUGUUCGGAGAGCGCCUCGCCCGAGUACAAACGCCACGCAGCAACAGCAGUGGUGAAUGACGAUUCAUCGUCGUCUAUCACUGUGGAAGACUCAGAGAUGGACGCAAGGAGCCCGACUACGUGCGACUCCUGA